Hemicordylus capensis (graceful crag lizard) is the source of this 2873-nucleotide messenger RNA. It is a transcript of the gene SLA2, whose product is annotated as Src like adaptor 2. Bases 413 to 1222 code for a protein of 269 amino acids. Gene Ontology annotation, molecular function: protein binding. The transcript is spliced from 8 exons. Lineage: Eukaryota; Metazoa; Chordata; Lepidosauria; Squamata; Cordylidae. The record is from RefSeq and is a predicted model, not a curated record.
UGAGAGGGAGCAAGAGGGCUCUGCUGUCUGGAUUUUAAGAAUUGCACUUACACUGUACAAGAGCAGCUCCUUCGAGCAAGGGAACGGAACUACUUGAGCACUGAAUGCAUACAAAGAAUCUGCGCAGGUGCGUUCAGUUCCUUGGACACCUGCUUGGCUUAUCCCUGUAUAUUGAGCGAUGUGAUCUUGCUCUCUGUCCAGAAUCUGUUGCAGCCUAGGAAUGUAAGAGUAGGCUGCACACUGUCAUCAGUUUUCAGAGGUCCUAUUUUACAAAGGAGUUUCGUAUACUUUGCCAUUUCACCAUCUCACUUCAACUUCUGAAGAACCCAUGUGGUCUUUGGUGCCAUGACAGACGGGCAUCUUCACCAGUACAUCCCUGUUGCCUAAACCCACCAAUUGGCAACAGACUGUGAUGGGAAGUUUGCCCAGCAGGAGGAAGCAGAUUCGUACCCCACCAAGCCCAGAGGACAGCCAAGACUUUGGCCUUGAUUCCAGGCAGUCAGGUGUGAACACCCCUAUAGCUGUUGCAGUGUGUAACUUCCCUUCUGGGCAUGCAGAGCCGAUACUGAGGAUGGGGGAGCAGCUGAAUUUGUUAUCAGAAGAUGGUGACUGGUGGAAAGUGGUGUCAGUAGCAACUGGCAAGGACUGCUACAUUCCCAGCAAUCAUGUCGCCAAAAUCUCUCACAGGUGGCUCUAUGAGGGCAUCAACCGAGAAAAAGCUGAGGAGCUGUUGCUGCUGCCUUCCAACCAUGAAGGUUCCUUUCUGAUAAGAGAACGCCAGAUGCGGAAAGGUUGCUACUCUUUGUCUGUCAGACACACAAACCAUGAAUCCUGGGAUUGCGUGAAACAUUAUCGCAUUAAUCGUCUGGAAAACAGCUGGCUUUACAUCUCCCCCCGCCUCACCUUCUCCAGUUUGCAGGAACUAGUGGAUUAUUAUUCUGAAAUUGGGGAAGGCUUAUGUUGCUGCCUAAAAGCACCCUGCUUCAUUGAAGGAUAUAAUUCAGGCUUGCAACACAGCCUUUCAAAACCAAUCGUAGUGAAGAAGCCAGCCUUCAAUUGGCAGGAGAUCAACAGCUCAGACCUGUUAGACAAUCAACUACCAGAGGACUCUCCCAUCAGCCUGGGCCUGAGGGAAGCUAUCAGUUCUUACCUGUUAAUAACUGAAGACCUACCUUCAGAGGAUACAUUCAGCAAAAAAGAAAGGCGACGUAAUGACACUUGAGGCCACUGUCGAGAAGCAUUUCUGCAACAGGGUGCUUGAAAGAACUACAAAAGACUUAUUUAUACCAUUUCUACAAAGGCAUAUACCAGAAACAACUAACAUUUAGAUCUUAUGCCCAAUGGAUGUCCUUCAAUCCAACCAGUAGUCUCAGUAUAUUUGCUCACCUCAAUUCAAUGAAUUACACUAGAAAUCUCUGAUUCUAUUUGAAUACAUUUGGUUGUAUAUUUAUGUAUGAUGUUCAAAAAGAGGUGAUGAACAUAUUAGGUGAUGCACACUCACAAUAAAAACAAUGGGGCAUAAGCUGUUUAAAUAUUUAAUGCUGUGGGAUGGAAUCUGCUUUGUUAAAAUGUGAACCCACUACUGCUUGCCUUGCUCUGCUGUUCCCUCUUCAUGAUAACGGAAUGGAUAUUCUUAAAAUAUUUCAAAAGGUAGAAUAACCUCUCUUUACAGGCUGGUUUGCACACUACAUUUGUUAUGCAGAAGGUCCUUGAAACUGUACAUCAGUCAUCACUAGGAUUGAUGCAGAUGCAGAUUUGUUCAUUGCAGAAUAGGUCCUAUCACAUGGUCUCUCUCACUAACAGACAUUGACAAUAGUGGCUUGGAACCCAGCUAAUGGAGUGGGUUCUGAAUGGUGGCAAAUUGUCUUGUCUUGUGUGAUAGUCUAUACAAUGUGUUCCUAUGCCAGGGAAUAUUGAAUACUGUCCAAUGAAACUUGCUUACAUUUCUCAUUUCUAUCCUACAUGACUUCUAAGGCACUCAAGAUGGAAUAUGGGGGGAGGGUUAUCCCGCUUUCUUUACAACCCCCUUCUAAGAGUGGUUAGGUAGAGACUGUCUUUCCAAAGCCCUCUAGGGAGCUUUAUGGCUUAGCAGAGAUUGCCUGCUUGCCUCAAUAGCCAUUCUAGUAUAUAUGCUCAGAUUCUCAAAAGUGAUCAACUUGAGCUCUUUCCUUGGCAUUGGUUAAAUUCUUGCUUAUGCACUGAGGAUCAUAAAAAGACCCCAUGUACUCACACCAUGGUUUUUAGGCCUCAAGGAAACAAAAUUAGCAUAGCUAUUUAGGGAUUACAGUGCAAAAAGUAGCAUCACUGGAAUAUUUAAUGUAUGUGCUUCCUCAGACAGAGGGGGUCAGGCUACAAAAGUUAGUUGACUUUGAAUCUUGAUUUUGUAUAAUCGCCUAAACUCUCUUGUGUUCACAAUUCAAACCAAGUUUACCAGUAUUUAAUCAAAUUUAAAUACAUGUUAAGUUUCUCAAUAUUUCAAAGCCAAAGUAUUUGAAGAUACUAACAUUCUGUUAAAUGUGUGCAUCUAGAGAUAAACAUGCAUUGUGGGUACAGAGGCAAUGUGUAUUCAUUUUUAGCAACACUUCAUGGUUGCACUCAGCAGAGGUUGACACUUGUAUCUAACAUUGUUUCGAUACUUAACUUUUUGUGCUGCAGCAUUCCAUGGUGGGAUGCCCGUUCUUUGAGGGGAAGGAGACUUGUGUGCUUGGAAAAGACACACAAAGAAGCUUCUCAGCCAUGGAGAACUACAAUGCAUUUACUAUAGUGGAGAAUAAACUCACAUUUUGAGAUGGGAGAGUAUGUACAAUUACAAGUGCUGAGCAAAGACUUUUUAUGCUAAUUAUUUUUUUAAAAAAUUAAACAGUAGAACAACA